AUGUAUGCUUCAGAACAUGAGCUUGACGAAAACAUCGGCCAUGCCAAUCCACGAGCUGCUGCUGUUGACGUGCCUCGACGCAGUGGCUCCAACUUCCAGCCCGCCUACAUCGAAGAUGCAUCGACGCUGUUCGUCUCCGAGCACGCUACUCCUGUGCCAGAUGCAGUGACCCGGGCAGGCAGCUUUAUGGACACUCCUCUAUCAAACCAUCCUACAGCACCUCCUCGGCCAUCCGGCCCGCCUAAGUCGACCUUCGAUAAGAUCCUCAACAUGCAGAAGAAAUUUCAAGAGAAAAAGGCCGCUGCAAGUAAGCGAGCAGCAUCGUAUCAACACCGAAAUGCGAACCCUGACAGUGAAACCUACCUGGAGGCCAUCAUCUCUGGACAGCCACGCUCUACGGGAGCAAGAGGUCCAAACGUUGAUGAAGACGAGAUGGCGAACAGGGAGGCCUCUGCAGAGUUUCAAAAGCAAAAGCGACACUACGACGAGCUGAGACGUAAGAACGGCGGUACGUUAUCUUUCAGGCACGAUGUGGAGUGGAUGAAAAUCAAGGGUGCCGAAGAUGCGAGACGCAAGAAGCAGAAGCGGGAUCUUGCUUAUGCUCAGGAGGAAGGCGAGGGCGAGCCGGAUCUUUUCCCAGAAGUCAAUAUCCCCAUGAUCGACGAGAGGGAGGACGAGUCUGACGAUGAUCUCAACUUUGAUGAAUUCGGUUCUGGAUCACGCAAGCGUCAACGACGAGAAAUGCCGCGUAAAGAGGCAAAACAAGUCUCCAUGCAGGACGCAGAGCUUCAGAGUAUGCGUGUAGCUCUAGAAGCUGACGAUGAUAUACCCAAGAAGAAAAAGAAAGGACAGUCUGGCAAUGACACAUCCCAGGAAGCUACCAGUUCUUCCGGGAAGGGCAGAAUCGCGAAGGUCAAGUCGACCAGGCCGUCAAAAGCAAAGGCACCCAAAAAGGCAGCUCCGAAGGGUGUUCGAAAAUCUGCCAAAGACAAGCGCCAGGUCAAUCACGCUAUGAAGCAAGCAUCGUCUCUGCUUGGUGCGAACGUCUUUGAACAACAGGCAGGACCAGAUGCCAUGGAGCAGCCGACAUUCACGUCUACCAGAAGGAAAGCAGACGCCCUCAAGGAGCUGAUCGCUAGUGUACCACUUGGUGAUAAGAAAGCUGCCAGAGGCGACAUGGUUGGUCUUCUGGCAGCCACGAAAGAUUUCAAUGGGCGUGGUUCUGUGAAGCCGCACGGAAACAGUGGGUGGAUGGUCAAAGGAAUGAAGACGUCUUUGAAGCCUUAUCAGGUCAUGGGCACAGCUUUCAUGCGGCGGCGUGAGAAUGAUGAACAGGAGCCUAGAGGAGGCUUGAUGGCUGACCAGAUGGGGCUGGGAAAGACUCUCAUGAUGCUCGCGAACAUCGUCAACGGGCAACCGCCUAAGAGCGAACGAGGGCCAAGGACUACUCUUCUCGUCGCUAGCAACGCUCUUCUCAGCCAGUGGGCCGAGGAAAUCAUGCGACACACAAACUGCAACUUCAAAAUCAUGAGAUACAAUGCUGGCACACGAAUCGACUCGUCUGUGGCUAGCAAGGUUUUGGGGGCCCAUGAUAUCGUUCUCACUACCUACGGCGAGGUGAUGAAGUCGUACCCCAAGAAUACACCACCGAUUGAGUGUCAGAGCGCUGAACAGAAGAUCGCUUGGUGGAAGCAGGUCUAUGAGGAGCAGAGGGGAGUCUUGCAUAGUAUGAUGUUCUAUCGCAUCGUGCUUGACGAGGCCCAAGCGAUCAAGAACCACACAGCACGCACCUCGAUUGCAUGCCGAGCCUUGAUGGCGCAGCAUAAAUGGGCUCUCAGCGGCACUCCGAUCCUCAACAGCCUCACUGAACUCUACCCCUACUUCAAGUUCCUCGGUGUCCCACACACGGGCAGCUUCAAGAUCUUCAAGCACAACUACUGCGACACUAAGGAUGCAGAGAACGCCGAACGCCUGCUCGUCCGACUCUCGCAGUUCAUGAUCCGACGUACUCACGCUGAUUACAUGUUCAACGCUCCGAUUUUGAAGCUUCCUCAGGCUACGCAGACCACCUACUGGUGUGAGUUCAAUUCGGUUGAGCGAUGUAUUUACGACAUUGUUCGCCAGCGCUUCGCGAAGCGUCUCAACAUGUGGGCGAAAAAGGGAGAACUUGAGAGCUCGUAUAGUAAUGCCCUAGUAAUGCUUCUGCGACUUCGACAGCUGACUGCACACGUGCUGAUGCUGCAGUUUGUUAUGCAGGAUCUCCUCGAGCGGGAAGACAUUGAGCGAAUCCGGGAAGUUGUCAAUAAUCAAGCGGCUGAUAGUAAUUCUCGACGUGGCCGUACGAUCCUUGCAAUCCGCAAGCAACUCGAUCAACUUUCAGCAUCCGAGAGGAAGAAGGGUGCUAAGUUGGCUGCUGACAAGGCUGCUCAGAAGGCUGCUGAGGCCAAGGGGCGAGCUACGCAGAACAACACCGGCAAUGCAGACACCCAGUCGGAUGAGGAAGAAAUACAGGAAGACCCUGAACCAGAAGGCGAGGCUGAGAUUGACGGGCUAUCGCAGCAGAAGGGUGGCCGCGGCAAAUCUGGCGAGGAGUUUGGCAAAACCUUCAACUUCAAGCCAUUCCUGAGCAGCUUGAAGACGGGCGAGAGCUGGGAGAAGGUCAAGAAGAAGGCCAAGUGCUACUACUGCGGCAAACAACCCGAGCUCCCGUUUGUGACGUCCUGUGGCCAUCUGAUCUGCGGUGGCCUGUGCUUAGAGCAGUCUAUGUUAGAGGCAGCCGAAGACGGGAGGGAACACGCUCCUUGCAAAGCUUGUGGUGUGACUCCUCAGUACGUUCAUCCGUGCGAGCCCGACGAGGAUGACGUCCCGGAGCCUCCCUCGCGUGGAACACGAACUGCGGCAGCGAAGAAGAAGGAACAACAGCGCGUGCGACGCGACCGGGAAGACAUUGCAGAGGACUGGCUGGGAAAACUUGGCGAGGAUGUCUUGCCGUCCGCGAAGACGAUUGCUGUGAAAGCUCAGAUCCUGAACUGGAUCAAGGAAAAUCCCGGCGUCAAGAUUAUCAUUUACACACAAUUCCUGGCCAUGAUUCGGAUCUUGGCCAAGGUCUGCGAGAAAGAGGGCUGGAAGAUUGAGCAGUAUCACGGCAAGAUGAGCUUCGGCGCACGGGACAAGGCGAUCGCUGCCUUCGCUAAGGAUGCUGAUGUUCGCAUCAUGCUGGCCUCGCUGCGCUGCGGAGGCUUGGGCCUCAACUUGACCAUGGCCUCAAAGGUCAUCAUGAUCGAUCCGUGGUGGAAUUCUGCCUCAGAACAACAGGCUUUCUGUCGAGUCUUCCGCAUUGGUCAACAAGACGAGACCUUUAUGAGCCGACUGUGCGUCAAGGAUACAGUCGAUCAGCGCCUUAUCGAGAUGCAGGAGCGCAAGCAGAAAGAGAUUGACAACGUCAUGGAGGACGGUGGCAAGCGGACUGACAAGAUGGACAUUCGCGAUCUCAUGCGCCUGUUUGGCAACUUGGACAACGAUUCGGAAGGAAAGCCUUUUAUCAUGGUCGACAACCCGGAUCCUCGCGGUGGCUUCAGGGCUGACCGUGAUGACGAGGGUUAUGCCGACGAUUUCUAGGAUAAGGUCGAGGUUGGGCGGUUGGGCGUCUGGGAGUUGGAUUCGUGCUCAGCGAUGUUCCUGGAGCAGCGGGCUUGGCGAGGGAUGGUUCUUCGACAGGGCUGACUGCUCUGAGUGGUUUUAUUGGGCGUUGCUUACUGCUUACUUAUUCCUUCGACAGGGUGCUGGUCUAUGCUGCGUCCAGACUCUUCUACCUUUGCUUCUAGGCAUUGCUGCGACAUGUAUCGAAAAACUCAUGUU
Messenger RNA from Dothidotthia symphoricarpi CBS 119687, 3858 nucleotides. RefSeq lists its product as uncharacterized. Gene Ontology annotation, molecular function: ATP-dependent chromatin remodeler activity; ATP binding. Bases 1 to 3618 code for a protein of 1205 amino acids. Lineage: Eukaryota; Fungi; Ascomycota; Dothideomycetes; Pleosporales; Dothidotthiaceae. The record is from RefSeq and is a predicted model, not a curated record. The transcript is spliced from 7 exons.